ACGGAGAUUUAAAUAUUUACUAUAUUUGACUUGUAAGUCCCAGUAAAAAAUAUUACUCUCAAUACAGAGGUAGAACUAGAUUUUGUUUCACCGCUAUUGAAUUUAUAUUAUUAUACUGUUGACCAAUUUUUGAGUGGUGGAAGGGAGGGGAGAGGAGUCUCCAACUCACUCCACAUAGUACAACUUGAAUAUCGAUUCUCACAUGAUACAGGAUAUUCCAUUCAAAAUAUUGUCAAAAACCUAAAUUACCAGUACAAGUGGAUAUCGUCAUGAAGUGAUUUGUAGUUUAUUAUUCAAUGCUACUAUUGGAAAUUGUAAACAAUCCUUUGAAUGUCCAUAUCAAGGAAAAUGAUCCCAUCUAAUCUAAGGAUAAUAAUAUUGGGCGUGUCAGCAUUUUUUGUGACAGGCAUUUUUGCAGACGAAUGUAAUCGUUAUGAAACAUGCCAUCAAUGCAUUCGCCAACCUCUAUGUAGUUGGUGUUCCCAGAAGGACUUUGCGAACAACAAACGAUGUUUUAGCAGUUUGUCGAGUGGUGGUGUGUCGUGUGACGAUGUGACGAAUCCGGCUGUGACGGAGACCCGCAAAGAAGGCCACCUAGGCGCCAGCCAUGAUGGACGCCCCCUGUCAGACUUCAAAGAGGGUGAAGUGCCAAGGCUCAUUCAGAUCACACCGCUUGAAGUUGAUCUCACCUUAAGACCUAAUGUGGAGCGUACCAUAGAUGUGACAUUCAAACUCUCCAAAGACUACCCACUCGAUCUUUACUUUUUAACCGACAGCAGUUAUAGUAUGAAAACUACCAUAGAUAAGGUGGCCAAAGAAGGAGAGAAAAUAUCGAAACGGAUGGGGCAAAUUACGAAAAACUUCCGUCUUGGUUGUGGCAUAUACAUUGACAAGCCAGUGCGGCCGUUCCACUAUUACUACGAGGGCUGCGAGCAACAAGAAGGCGUCUGCACUACUUUGAAAAAGGACGAAAAAACUGGCCACGCAGAAUUUGUGGACAUCCUCGAAUUUCAGAAUUUGAUGUCGUUGAGAGCGAACAGCUCUCAGUUCCGUGACAUAAUGACAGAUGUUGGCAGAACGAAGCUGGCUGGUAAUCAAGAUGACCCCGAGAGCGGUCUGACGGCUCUCAUGCAGGUGAUGAUGUGCAAGGAGAAUAUAGGCUGGCGAGACAACUCCAACCGACUCAUCAUUUACUCUUCGGACUCUGAAUACCAUCAGGCGGGAGAUGGUAAGCUAGGCGGUAUUGUCAGACCCAACGAUGGCCAAUGCCAUCUAGAUAACCAGGGUUACUACACACAUGCCUCCAUCUUGGACUAUCCUUCUGUUUCGCAUAUAAAUUACAUUGCCAAGAAGCACAAUAUGAAAAUAAUAUUCGCCAUUACAAAUUCGUCCAACUACUAUUUCUACGAGACUCUCAGCAAGGCGAUCAAGGACUCGAGUUUCGUCGAAUUGCAGGUUGAAUCAGACAGUAUUGUCGACCUCAUUGAAACUGAGUACAAGAAGAUUAUCUCGCAUGUCGAUCUGAACGACACGUCAUCGGAUCUUAUCGAUGUGAAAUACCAGGCUAGCUGCUCUGAGGGCGCUCAGUUCGUGGAUUUACAGCGGUGUGAAAAUCUCAAGAUUGGCAAUGAGGUGAAAUUCAAGGUGACGUUCAAGUUGAAAGAGUGUCCGGCAAACGAGUCAGUGCGAAGGGAAACCUUUGAGAUCAAACCGAGCAACAUGAACGAAUCAGUCAUUGUCAAUGUUCAGAUGAUCUGCGAAUGUCCCUGCGAGACACAGGACGUGGUGGAGAACGCAGAUACGUGCAACGGGAACGGCGCGUAUCAGUGUGGAGUGUGCAAAUGCAACGAGGACUAUUCAGGCUGGAACUGCGAGUGCCAUGACUUCCGACAGCAGGGCAACAACAAGACGUCGACUUGUGUGCCGACGCCCGACCAAUCGCCGACGCAGACGGCUCUCGAAUGCAGCGGUGUUGGCGUCUGCGAGUGUGGCAAGUGUAGCUGCUACGAACCGCACAUUUCAGGCCCGUUCUGCGAAUGCGACAACCGAGCCUGUCGCAAGAAGGACAACAAGCUCUGCAACGGACACGGCACGUGCGAAUGUGGCACGUGCAAGUGUGACACGGGCUGGACACACGAGUCGGCCGAAUACCCCGUCUGCGACUGCAACGAGCGCAAGGACUCUUGUCUCAGUAUGAAUGGCACCGUGGCAGGCCAACAGCCACUGGAGUGCAGUGGCCAUGGCACCUGCGUCUGUAACCGCUGCAGUUGUAGAGGUGGAUUCACUGGCCAACAAUGUCAGGAUCCUCCCCUGAACCUGGUAUCCUGUAGACAGCUGGAACCGUGCGUUGAAUGCCUGGCCUACAAUACGGGACCAAAACUCGAUUUGAAUAAAGCGACGAAUUGCAGCGACGACUGUUCGUCUAUAUUCGAAUUGUCGUUAACAAACAGGAGCGAAAUCAACAGGAACGGUGGAGAAAGAGGUAUGCAGUGCAAUUCGAAAGACUUGAACGGAUGUGCCUAUCAGUUUGUAUACUAUUAUGAUACGAUGAAACUCAGAGUCAGGUCUCAAAGGGAGAAGCCGAAAUGCGAGAAAAUCGACAUUAUGAUGAUCAUACUGACCACAACUGGGAUCGGAGUUUUUGUCGGUGUGUUGGCACUGAUAGCUUGGAAGCUGGCCACGAUGACAUUCGAUCGACUCGAGUACAUGAAGUUCAUGAAGGAACAGGGAAAAGCUAGUUGGGACCAGGCUGGAAAUCCACUAUACAAAGCUCCCACGACAACUAUACAGAAUCCAAUGUUCCAAACAGACUCUCUUAAUAGUAACUAAUAUCUAACAAUAUUCGUCUACCUUAUUCAUUUGUUGAAGUUUGUUAUUUUAGUUUAUUUAGAUUUAAUUUUCAUAUAUUAUUUAAUAUGAUAGAAUGUGGUUAACCCGGUCAGUAUAUUAUAUGCUAUCUACUUCCUAAUAGCCUAUCUGUAUAUUCUGUAUCAUUCUACUAUAAUGCAAUAUCCAAUUAUUCUAUUCUAUAGUUACUUAGUCUACUUUCUCAUCUUUAAAUUACCAUAUAGCAUGGCUUAUAAUAUGAAUUAAAUAAAUUCGAGUAGAUCAGUCAAUAUUAUUUGCAUCAAGGGGAAUAUAAGAUAAAGACUAAUCCACUCAAAUUUAUUUUUUAAGAUUUCAGACCUGCAAGUAUUUAUCAUAAGUGUAACAUAAAAUGAUUAGCCUAUGUAUUUAUACCCAUUCAAACAAACUUCGAUGUAUACAUGCUUAUUUGAACACACCGACAAUUUUUAAUGUAUUGGGUGAAGAAUAAUAAUUGAUAAAAAUAAAGAUUUAA
Nilaparvata lugens (brown planthopper) is the source of this 3340-nucleotide messenger RNA. Its product is annotated as integrin beta-PS. The record is from RefSeq and is a predicted model, not a curated record. The transcript is spliced from 16 exons. Bases 331 to 2829 code for a protein of 832 amino acids. Gene Ontology annotation, cellular component: cell surface; focal adhesion; integrin complex. Gene Ontology annotation, biological process: cell migration; cell adhesion mediated by integrin; cell-matrix adhesion. NCBI's taxonomy places the organism in Eukaryota, Metazoa, Arthropoda, Insecta, Hemiptera, Delphacidae. Gene Ontology annotation, molecular function: integrin binding.